GCUUCAGUUCCGGCCUCAGGCCCAUAUCAGCCCAAUAAUUUUACACCUUGGACUUCAACUUGGCCCAAUGUGAUUACAUUCCUCUGUACAAACUGUCACACAAUAAUUUCACUUCCGUUUUCUUUUUCCCCCAAACAGAGGAAAGAGAUGGAAACGGGUUUUGUAGCAGUGGAGAAGAUAGGGGGCAGAUCAACGGUGACAAGAUGCUUCUCAAAGUAUCCCCUGAAAUUCAUAAUACCCAGAAAGGUGGGUUCCUCCAUAACUGAUGCUGUUUGGAUUUACAGCCUCACCUAUGGUGGUGGCAUAGUCUCUGGAGAUUCCAUUUCAUGUGGAUUUACCAUAGGAGAUGGUUGUACCACAGUCUUGACAACCCAAGCUUCCACUAAGGUAUACAAGUCUGUAGGAUCAAAAUGCUCAGAACAAGUCUUGGAGGCAAGAAUUGGAAGCAAUGCCCUUUUGGCCGUCAUUCCGGAUCCAGUGACAUGUUUUUCCACUGCAAGAUACUCUCAGAAGCAGGUCUUCAGAGUGUUCUCUGAUUCAUGCCUGGUUAUUGUUGAUUGGAUUACCAGUGGACGCCAUGCAACCGGAGAAAAGUGGGAUUUUGAACUUUACAAGAGCUCCAACCACAUUUUCCUUGAUGAUCAGCCUUUGUUUCUUGAUACGGUAUUGCUGGAGCAAGGAAGCGUCUCUUCUAUUGCUGAACGCAUGAAGGAUUACCAAGUAAUUGCAAUGCUCGUACUCUUAGGGCCAACGUUGAAACACAUCCAGAACCAAGUUCAAGAAGAUGUUAAGAGGAUGAUGUCUGAGCAAUUACGCUUUCCUUCUACUGCCACAGGACGCCACAGAAGUUCUGAUCACCGCUUGCUAAAACCUACUUUUAUUGCUUCUUGCAGUCCUUUUGGUCCUAAGGGAAUAGGAAUAGUUGUGCGAAUAGCUGCUAUGACAACUGAAUCGGUUUACAGUUUCCUUCGGCAUCAGUUGGCUGGCAUGGAACCGCUGCUUGGAGUACCGCCUUAUGGUUGAACAUUCAUGGAGGAUUUGUUUUCUGGGGAAAGAAGUUUCCGCCAUGGCUGAUCCCUGGAUCUAUUGUUCCUUUCAAGAUUCAGGCGUUCUGUUUCAAUGGUAAGUUAUAAAGCUAAAAGUAUCGAAUUUGGAGUUUGGGUGUUUCUGUUUUGAAAUCUUUAUCAUGUCUGGAUUUGGAGUAAUUUUAUAAUUUGGUGUUCUCUUGUCGGCUUGAUUUCCA
Molecule: messenger RNA, 1243 nt
Organism: Vitis riparia (riverbank grape)
Lineage: Eukaryota; Viridiplantae; Streptophyta; Magnoliopsida; Vitales; Vitaceae
Product: urease accessory protein D
Exons: 9
Coding region: 148-1023 (291 amino acids)
Molecular function (GO): nickel cation binding
Source: RefSeq, a predicted model, not a curated record